This is a messenger RNA of Astyanax mexicanus (Mexican tetra), 4917 nucleotides long. RefSeq names its product DEAH (Asp-Glu-Ala-His) box polypeptide 8 (gene dhx8). Gene Ontology annotation, cellular component: catalytic step 2 spliceosome; intracellular anatomical structure. The record is from RefSeq and is a predicted model, not a curated record. The coding region runs from base 51 to 3773 and encodes 1240 amino acids. Gene Ontology annotation, biological process: spliceosomal complex disassembly; mRNA splicing, via spliceosome. Gene Ontology annotation, molecular function: RNA helicase activity; RNA binding; ATP binding. The transcript has 23 exons. Lineage: Eukaryota; Metazoa; Chordata; Actinopteri; Characiformes; Acestrorhamphidae.
ACGAGAGCGACAGUCUCCACUCUUCACAACAACACAGCAGAGGCUGAAACAUGGUGGAUGUGGGAGAAGACGAGCUGAAACAGCUUGAGUAUCUGUCUCUAGUGUCUAAAGUCUGUACUGAGCUCGAUAACCACUUGGGGAUCAGCGACAAAGACCUGGCUGAGUUUGUCAUCAGUCUUGCAGAGAAAAACCCAACAUUUGAUGGCUUCAAAUCAGUGCUGCUCAAAAAUGGAGCUGAGUUUACGGACUCGCUCAUCAGCAAUCUGCUUCGUCUCAUUCAAACCAUGCGACCACCACCUGAACCAUCCACAAGUAAAGGUGAGCCGGUUGUCAAGCCAAAGAGUGAGAAAGACAAGUUAAAGGAGCUGUUUCCAGCCCUCUGCAGACCAGACAAUCCCACCACCAGGACCAUGCUGGAUGAAGAUGAUGUGAAGGUUGCAGCCGAUGCAAUGAAAGAGUUGGAGAUGUUUAUGCCCAGUGCUUGUGGACCAGACACAAAGAGCAGCAAACACAGAUCUGAAGGUGCCAGCAGCAGCAAGAAAAGUCGCAGAAGCCGCAGUCGGAGCAGAGAUCGAGACAGAGAAAGAGACAGAGAUCGAGACAGGGACCGGGAUAGAGACAGGGACAGGAGGAGACGUCACCGCUCACGUUCACGCUCCCGCUCUAGAUCUCGUUCUCCAGUUAAGGAGAGAAGACGCAAGACCCGCUGGCAUUCCCGCAGUCGGUCCAGGAGUCCUGGCCGAGGAGAUCGUGGAGAAAGAGGAGAACGAGGGGAUAAAGGAGAUAGAGAACGAGGGGAUAGAGGAGAUAGAGAACGAGGGGAUAGAGGAGAUAGAGAAAAGGUUUCAGACCGCUGGAAGGACAAACAUGUGGACCGCCCACCCCCAGAGGAGCCAUCAGUGGGAGACAUCUACAAUGGCAAAGUCACCAGCAUCAUGCAGUUUGGCUGUUUUGUUCAGCUAGAGGGGUUGAGGAAACGUUGGGAAGGGUUGGUUCACAUCUCUGAACUUAGGAGAGAGGGCAGAGUGGCAAAUGUGGCAGACGUGGUCAGCAAAGGUCAAAGGGUCAAAGUCAAGGUGUUGUCCUUUACAGGCUCUAAGACCAGUCUCAGCAUGAAGGAUGUUGACCAAGACACGGGUGAGGACUUGAACCCCAACAGGAGAAGGAAUGUUGGGGGAGAGGGUCAGGAAGAAUCAGCCAUGAGGAACCCAGACAGACCCACCAACCUUAAUCUGGGUCAUGCUCCUGAGGUGGAGGAUGACACACUAGAACGCAAGAGACUCACCAAGAUCUCUGAUCCUGAGAAAUGGGAGAUCAAACAAAUGAUUGCUGCUAAUGUCCUCUCAAAAGAAGAGUUCCCAGACUUUGAUGAGGAAACUGGGAUCCUGCCUAAAGUUGAUGAUGAAGAAGAUGAGGACCUUGAAAUUGAACUGGUGGAAGAAGAACCGCCUUUCCUGCGUGGGCACACCAAACAGAGCAUGGAUAUGAGUCCUGUGAAAAUUGUGAAGAACCCUGAUGGCUCACUGUCUCAGGCAGCCAUGAUGCAGAGUGCUCUGGCUAAAGAGCGAAGGGAAGUGAAGCAGGCACAGCGGGAAGCUGAGAUGGACUCCAUCCCCAUGGGCCUCAACAAACACUGGGUCGACCCUCUGCCUGACACGGAUGGAAGGCAGAUUGCCGCCAACAUGAGGGGCAUCGGCAUGAUGCCCAAUGACAUCCCUGAGUGGAAGAAACAUGCUUUCGGCGGCAAUAAGGCCUCAUAUGGAAAGAAGACACAGCUGUCCAUCAUUGAGCAGAGAGAGAGUCUGCCCAUCUACAAGCUUAAAGAGCAACUCAUUCAGGCUGUUCAUGAUAACCAGAUUCUGAUUGUGAUUGGAGAGACGGGCUCUGGGAAAACCACUCAAAUCACUCAGUACCUAGCUGAGGCCGGAUACACAACACGUGGGAAGAUAGGGUGCACACAACCCAGAAGAGUGGCUGCCAUGUCUGUGGCUAAGAGAGUGUCUGAAGAGUAUGGGUGUUGUUUGGGACAGGAGGUUGGUUAUACCAUCCGUUUUGAGGAUUGUACGAGUCCGGAGACUGUCAUCAAGUACAUGACGGACGGUAUGCUGCUGAGAGAGUGCCUGAUUGACCCUGAUUUGGGCCAGUAUGCCAUCAUUAUGUUGGACGAGGCUCACGAGAGAACCAUCCACACUGAUGUACUCUUCGGCUUACUUAAAAAGACAGUACAGAAGCGCACAGACAUGAAGCUCAUUGUGACAUCUGCUACACUGGAUGCUGUGAAGUUCUCACAGUAUUUCUAUGAAGCCCCCAUUUUCACCAUCCCUGGUCGUACCUACCCUGUAGAAGUUCUAUACACUAAAGAACCUGAGACAGACUACCUGGAUGCCAGUUUAAUAACGGUCAUGCAGAUCCACCUCACAGAGCCUCCAGGCGACAUUCUGGUGUUCUUGACGGGUCAGGAAGAAAUCGACACGGCGUGCGAGAUCCUUUACGAGCGAAUGAAAUCACUCGGACCUGACGUUCCUGAGUUGAUCAUUCUGCCUGUGUACUCUGCCUUGCCCAGCGAGAUGCAGACCAGGAUCUUUGACCCAGCUCCACCUGGAAGCAGAAAGGUGGUCAUUGCUACAAACAUUGCUGAGACUUCACUGACCAUUGAUGGGAUCUACUAUGUGGUGGAUCCAGGUUUUGUCAAGCAGAAAGUGUACAACUCCAAAACAGGCAUUGACCAGCUAGUGGUGACUCCAAUCUCUCAGGCCCAAGCUAAGCAACGAGCAGGCAGAGCUGGUAGGACUGGACCUGGGAAGUGCUACAGACUGUAUACAGAACGUGCGUACAGAGACGAGAUGCUCACCACCAACGUACCUGAGAUCCAGAGAACUAACUUGGCCAGCACUGUGCUUUCUCUCAAGGCUAUGGGCAUCAAUGAUCUGCUAUCAUUUGACUUCAUGGACGCCCCUCCUAUGGAGACUUUAAUCACAGCUAUGGAACAGCUGUAUACGCUAGGAGCUCUGGAUGAUGAGGGACUGCUCACUCGUCUUGGACGCAGGAUGGCUGAGUUCCCUCUGGAGCCCAUGUUGUGUAAGAUGCUCAUCAUGUCUGUCCACCUGGGCUGCAGUGAAGAGAUGCUGACCAUCGUGUCCAUGCUCUCUGUGCAGAACGUUUUCUACAGGCCGAAGGACAAACAGGCCCUGGCUGACCAGAAGAAGGCCAAGUUCCACCAGCCUGAGGGAGACCACCUGACCCUCCUGGCUGUGUACAACUCUUGGAAGAACAACAAGUUCUCUAAUCCUUGGUGCUAUGAAAACUUUAUUCAGGCACGGUCUUUGCGGCGUGCACAGGAUAUCCGUAAACAGAUGCUGGGCAUCAUGGACCGACACAAAUUGGACGUAUUCUCUUGUGGCAAGGCCACAGUUCGAGUACAGAAGGCAAUCUGCAGUGGUUUCUUCCGUAACGCUGCCAAGAAAGACCCUCAAGAAGGUUACAGAACCCUCAUUGACCAGCAGGUGGUUUACAUCCACCCUUCCAGUGCUCUGUUUAACCGCCAGCCUGAGUGGGUGGUGUACCAUGAAUUAGUCUUGACCACCAAAGAGUAUAUGAGGGAGGUGACCACCAUUGACCCCCGCUGGCUGGUGGAGUUUGCUCCAGCCUUCUUUAAAGUGUCUGAUCCGACUCGCCUCAGCAAACAGAAGAAACAGCAGCGCCUGGAGCCUCUGUACAACCGUUACGAGGAGCCCAACGCAUGGCGAAUCUCCAGAGCUUUCCGCAGGCGGUAGAACACUCCUACAAGAUCUCUAUAGACUGCCUUUGUCCAGUACUGCUGUUAAGGGGUAGAUCCACACCUACCUACACAGUGAAAACAGGCUGGAUUGCUCCAACACGAAUGUUAAAGAUUUGGACCCUUUCACCAUCAUUUUUUCCCUUUAACUAUUUAUCGAUUUAAGGGAAACUUCUCAGUUUAAAGAAAACUUUAGAUUUUGAAUAAACCAACUUACGACAUGUUGUAAAUUAUUGUAAAAUGUUUCAGAUUAAACUUUUUUUAAAGGUCUUUAUGUGUAAAAGCAUGUAGAUUUAAUCUGAAUCUUUAGAUCUGAAUUUCAAAUACCUCCUUACUCCCUAUAUAGUGAACGCAAGUCAUAAAACAACAACAUUUAUAAGCAGAUAGCACUAGAUUUCAGAUAUCAACAUGUAAAUACUGUUCCAUUACAAAUAUAGAAUGCUCUGUUUAGAUUGAGAAUCCAUAAUUUUGUUCCUUGCAUCGCACGCUACAGAGAUUACAGUGUAAUUUGGGAUUGGACCCCUUUCCAGCUUCUUGGUGGUUUUAAGGUCUCACUGAGGUACUAUUGAGGUACUAUUGAGAUACGUUAGAGGUACAGAUGGCCCAUACAUUGCUAGCAUGCUCAUGAAAGUGUUUCCAUCUAUGUGAGGUUUUUAAAAAUAUUUGGAUAUGUGUAAUUGUAACCUCCUUACUGAUUUGAAGUAGGCGUGUCAGAGCAGGGCAACCACAGAUGUUCAGGGCAGUGUGUCUGCUGUAAUACAGGGGUCCUAGAGUAUAUCUGGCCAAGCAGCUCUUAUGCAAAAAUCAGUUUAUUUUCUGUUGCAUAACAGAUCCUCCAAGACUGCCUGAAGUGCUGGCAGGGAAGGAGGUCAUGAUCGAUCCAGUUCUUACUGUUAGUUCUUCUGUUUUCCUGUCUGGAACCGUCCUUAUUUAGGAUUUACUGUCAUUUAUGGACCAUGACUCAACACAGGAUCAACAUGCACAACCCAGACCAGCUUUUAUUGUAAUCGCGUUUCACGGCAGGAAAUGAUUGGGAAUUGAAAUGUGCAGAAGUUUUUUCUAUUGUUAACCCCUCAGUUGUGUUUUAUUAUCUGGGAUCAUUUCCGUUCUGUGUUUAUAAUAAACUUUCCCACUUAAAAAGG